AUGUUGCCUGGUAUCGGUGUUUUUGGAACUGGCUCAGUGGCAAAAGUUUUAGUGCCAUUUCUAAGAGAAAAAGGAUUUUCAGUCGAAGCAAUAUGGGGUGUGACUCUACAAGAAGCCGAAAAUACUGCUAAGGAGCUCAAAAUUCCAUUUUUCACUAACAAAAUUGAUGAUGUUUUACUUAAGAAGAACGUGAGCUUAGUGUUUAUUGUGUGUGCACCUAAUUUACACGCUCAAAUAUCAGUAAAAGCCCUCGGCAUUGGUAAGCAUGUUGUAUGCGACAAACCUGCAGGCCUUUGCCAAGCCGAGGCCUUAAAAAUGGUUAGAGCAGCUCAGUAUUAUCCUACACUAAUAUCAAUAAUCAAUCAUUCCUUGAGAUUUCUACCAGCAUUCAUUCAUAUGAGAAAAUGCAUUAUGGAUGGAUAUUUGGGCAAUCCAAGUGACUUAACAUUAAUUGAUGUAAGAGUACAAAUGGGUUCCUUGCUCGGUGAGACAUACAAUUGGUUGUGCGAUGAUACCAUGGGUGGCGGCACUCUUACUUUAGUUGGUAGUCAUGUGAUAGACUUAGUUUCUUAUCUAAGUGGACAGAAAGUUGUAAAAGCUCACGGUGUGUUAAGAACAUUUGUAGAAGAGACAGAAAAGGUUAAUGGAAUCAGAAAAAUCACAGCUCCAGACUUUUGUACAUUCCAAUUACAAAUGGACAAAGGAUUGUUGGUUACAGCAACUCUGAAUAAUCACCUACCUGGAUCGUGUUUCAACCAGGAGUUCUAUGUUUGUAGUAAGAGGGGUUAUUUAGUUGUAAGAGGCGGAGACUUACAUGGAAGAUUACAUAAGUCUAACUCUAAAAAUAUUAUUGAAGAGGAAGGCAAGAGACCUCACGACAAAGAAGAAGUAAUAUAUGUUGAUAUCGAGGAUUUGAGUUGUGCUUCGAGUGUCAUUCCUAAGCCUUAUAUAAAAGGACUGUGCAAAAUGAUAAGUGCUCUUAAAGAAGCCUUCUUGCCAGUUAAAGAGCAAAUGGAUUGGAUUAAGGAGCCAGUUAAAGCCGCUGCAACGUUUGAGGAUGGGCAACGGGUACAAGCAACAAUGGAAGCAUUAAGACAGUCUAGUGAUGAUGGCUGCUGGAAAACUGUACAGCUUCUCACUGAACCUCCUGAUCCAAACCCUGCCUUAUCAGCAGCAGUGAGACGCACGGCCAUAUCUCUACAGUAGAUUUAUAUCUUUAUGUGUCUAAAUGCCAUUAUUAUGUACCUUCAUUUAGUUUGUAAAUUGGUUUAUGAAUGUUACUUAUUUUACAUCUAAAUGUAUGUCAUGUAUUUUGUUUAAAAUAUUAUGAAUUUGAUAUCUCGUAGAGGAGUCUAUAUACUAUUUACAUAGUUAAUUUAGUUUUGUAACACUAAUGGUGAUGUAAUAAGUCAGUUGUAUUAGCAAUCAGUUUUUUCGAUUGUAUAAUUUAAGAAAAAAAUAUUACAGUAUUAUUUUUACUUUUGGUUCUGCUGUAUUUUAGACAUUUUCGUAAUAUCGUGUGACUACUUGCCAUUGUUUACUUAAAAUAAUCAGUGAUUUUAAUUUUUAGAUAUAUACUACCUAAUUAUAACACUGGUGAUUUAUCAUUUGUCAAGAUCUGUACUAAAUACAAAUAAAUAUAAUAUAAUAUUA
This is a messenger RNA of Melitaea cinxia (Glanville fritillary), 1653 nucleotides long. Its product is annotated as glucose-fructose oxidoreductase domain-containing protein 1. The transcript has a single exon. Gene Ontology annotation, molecular function: nucleotide binding. Lineage: Eukaryota; Metazoa; Arthropoda; Insecta; Lepidoptera; Nymphalidae. Bases 1 to 1206 code for a protein of 401 amino acids. The record is from RefSeq and is a predicted model, not a curated record.